AUGUCAAGUGGUUCUAGUGGAGGAAAUAGGCUUAAUGAAGGGGGGAAUGUGCAAGGUGAUCAUGGGCAGCCAAUUGGUGUGAAUGAGGAUGAUUUUGAUGAGGGUUUUGAGGAGUAUGAUAAUGCAGCCUAUGGUGGGGUUGGUAGAGGCAUGGGUAGAGGAGCUAGGAGAUACCAAAAUCUUAGUAGAGUUAGAGGACACUUUGGUGGUGAGUUUGGUGGUUAUGGGAACUAUGAUGAUGUUGAUAGGAACUUAGGUAGUAUCAAACUUAGUAUUCCUACCUUCUUGGGAAAAACUGAUCCGGAGGCAUAUUUGGAGUGGGAAAAGCGAGUUGUCCUUAUCUUUGAUUGCCAUAACUUUUCAGAGGAGAAAAAGGUGAAAUUGGUGGUUACCCAAUUUAGUGACUAUGCUAUAGUUUGGUGGGAUCAGUUGGUGGUUAGUAGGAGGAGGAACAUGGAAGAACCUAUUGGUAGUUGGAUUGCACUCAAAACUAUCAUGAGAAGGCGUUUUGUACCCAGACAUUACCAUAGGGAGUUACAUCAAAGACUCCAAUCUUUGAGGCAAGGUACAAAGAGUGUUGAGGAUUUUUAUAAGGAGAUGGAAAUGCUCAUGACUAGGGCUGAUUUGGAUGAGGAUAGAGAAGCUACCAUGGCACGAUUCAUUGGUGGGCUUAAUAAGGAGAUUGCUGAUAGGGUAGAGUUGCAACAUUAUGUGGAGCUUGAGGAGUUAGUUCACCUUGCAAUUAAGGUGGAAAAGCAACUAAAACCUAGAGGGACAGCAAGGUUUGAAUAUAAGGGCACUUCGAGUGGGAGGCCGCAUUGGUCUAAUUCUUGGAAAGGAGGUAAGAAAGGUGAUGAUAAGGUUAUUCCCAAUGACAACAAAGGGAAAAGCAUUUCAGGCAACAAAGACACAUCUAAACCAGAAAUUAACAAAGAAAAGAAUAGAGACAUCAAGUGUUUCAAAUGCUUGGGGCGUGGCCAUAUUGCUUCACAAUGUCCAAACAAGCGGGCAAUGGUGGCUAGAGACCAUGGGGAGAUUGAAACAGCAAGUGAAGAGAGUGAUAAUGAUGAUGAGAUACCACAAUUGGAAGACGGCAGCGAUGAUUGCAUUGAGGGUCCUAUGGGAGGUGAGCUCUUGGUGGCU
Ricinus communis (castor bean) is the source of this 1143-nucleotide messenger RNA. RefSeq lists its product as uncharacterized. The transcript is spliced from 2 exons. Gene Ontology annotation, molecular function: nucleic acid binding; zinc ion binding. The annotation marks the transcript as partial. Lineage: Eukaryota; Viridiplantae; Streptophyta; Magnoliopsida; Malpighiales; Euphorbiaceae. The record is from RefSeq and is a predicted model, not a curated record.